Messenger RNA from Acaulospora morrowiae, 951 nucleotides. Lineage: Eukaryota; Fungi; Glomeromycota; Glomeromycetes; Diversisporales; Acaulosporaceae. The record is from the annotation of a GenBank genome assembly.
AUGCCAAAGGGAGACAAUCGCACUAAAAAAGCCGAAUACUUUGGCAAGCUCAAAUCUUUACUGGAAGAGUAUCCUUCCAUUUUUAUCGUGAACGUCGACAAUGUGGGAUCCAAUCAAAUGCAUCAGAUUCGUCAUUCUCUCCGUGGUAAAGCUAUCAUCCUAAUGGGAAAGAACACUAUGGUCAGAAGGGCUCUUAAAACCUUAAUUACUGAAAAUCCUCAGCACGAUAAGCUGUUGCCUCAUGUCAAAGGAAACAUUGGUUUUGUGUUUACAAAGGGUGAUUUAAAAGAGACGCGGGAUGUGAUCUUAUCCAAUAGGGUUCGUGCACCUGCUAAAGCUGGUGCUGUCGCGCCUAUUGAUGUAAUUGUGCCUGGUGGUAACACUGGUAUGGAACCCGGCAAGACCUCUUUCUUCCAAGCUUUAGGUGUCCCGACCAAAAUUGCACGUGGUACUAUCGAAAUUAUCAACGAUGUGCAUCUCGUGAAAGCUGGAGGGAAAGUUGGUCCUUCCGAGGCUACAUUAUUGAAUAUGUUGAAUAUUUCCCCUUUUACAUACGGAUUGACCGUUCUUCAAAUAUAUGACAACGGCACCACCUUCCAUCCAUCUGUUCUCGACAUCGAGGAAUCAACCUUGAUUGACAAUUUUAUGAGCAGCGUUAAAACUGUUGCUGCUAUCGCCCUUCAGAUAGGAUACCCAACAGUCGUCUCUGCUCCCCACUCUUUGAUCAAUGCUUACAAGAAUUUGCUGGCUAUUUCAGUUGCUACCAACUACACUUUCCCCGGCUCCGAAAAGAUCAAGGCAUAUCUCGCAGACCCGUCUGCAUUUGCUGUUGCUGCACCAGUUGCAGAGACCACUACCACCACUACUGCCAAGAAAGAAGAUGCUGCUUCCGCCAAGGAACCUGAACCGGAAGAUUCGGAUGACGAUAUGAUGUUGGACAUUUUCGGUUAG